Molecule: messenger RNA, 1347 nt
Organism: Apis dorsata (giant honeybee)
Lineage: Eukaryota; Metazoa; Arthropoda; Insecta; Hymenoptera; Apidae
Product: collagen alpha chain CG42342-like
Exons: 13
Coding region: 431-1105 (224 amino acids)
Molecular function (GO): heparin binding
Source: RefSeq, a predicted model, not a curated record
GUCUUCCCGGCCACGAGGGAAGGCAAGGAGCUCCGGGUGACGUUGGGCCGCCGGGUGAAAAGGGAACUCCGGGAUCGAUUGGGCCGAUUGGUCCACCUGGUACACCGGGACUUCCGGGUCCUAAGGGUGACAAGGGUGAUAGAGGCGACCGAGGUAUAACAACGUCUUUGAACGGGGAACCAUUUGCAACUGGAGUAUUCGAAGGACCCCCUGGUCCACCAGGACCACCUGGGCCCCAGGGCGAGAAGGGGGAGCUGGGUCCGACGGGACCACCCGGUCUGCCGGGAGAGAAGGGUGCCCGGGGAAAGCAAGGGAAGAGGCAAAGUAACACCACACUACUUCUUCCCCGUGUGUGUCGGUACAAAUCACUAAUAACUAAUACUACUACCCCCGGCUUUGAGGCUCUCGCAACUUUAUCGACCGGUGAUCGAUGCAAGCCUGCGAUUGUCGCGGUUUCAAGGGUGAGAGCGGUGUGGCAUUGAUGAGAGGCCCACCCGGUCUACCGGGUCCAAAGGGUGAUCCCGGGGAACGGGGUUACCGAGGCGAUAAAGGAACCAAGGGAGACACGGGCUCACCAGGACCAAAGGGAGAGCAAGGACAACCUGGUUUACCUGGGCUCAAUGGAACGGAUGGGGAGACUGGUAUACAGGGUCCUCCAGGGUUGCCAGGAAUUUCUGGACCCAAAGGUGAAAAAGGUGACUACGGAGAUAUUGGACCUCCAGGACUUAUGGGGCCACCAGGUUUGCCUGGUCCACCGGGUUAUCCAGGAUUGAAAGGUGAAAAAGGGGAGAAAGGUGAAUCGAAAUACAAGAAACUUAGGAGAAGGCAGGGUGACGGCACGUUUGAAGUAAACGCUGGCGAAGUGAUAAUGGGACCACCGGGACCACCAGGCCCAGCUGGUACUCCUGGGCUCCAAGGUCCACCUGGCAUAAAAGGCGACCGAGGACACGAUGGUGCCAAAGGCGAUCCUGGAGAGAAGGGUGCCAAAGGAGAUCCUGGUCCAAUGGGACUACCCGGCCCCAUGGGACUGAGAGGAGAGUCCGGAAAACCCGGGGAUGCCGGGAAACCUGGUGCCAUGGUAAGAACGCGGACCUCUCGCUCCUAACGUCAUCGUUAUUUGGCCUCGCUGCUGAAUCAUUUACUAGGCAUUCACUAACGACCAGUGUAAAAUCUCGAUUGUCGCUCAUUUUCGGCAAGAAUAUUCGUGUAUUAUACUUCUUCAGAUCCCUUGAUUGAUUGCCUCUCGAGUAUGUUUUCCCCCCCCCCCUGUGUCGUUACAUGUAAAAAAAAUUCGAUUAUUAUUAUUAUUAUUAUUAUUGUCAUCCUGCAAGAUGAGAAAAAAGAGAA